Molecule: messenger RNA, 1083 nt
Organism: Helobdella robusta
Lineage: Eukaryota; Metazoa; Annelida; Clitellata; Rhynchobdellida; Glossiphoniidae
Gene: Syt1a
Product: synaptotagmin 1a
Exons: 7
Biological process (GO): regulation of calcium ion-dependent exocytosis; cellular response to calcium ion; calcium ion-regulated exocytosis of neurotransmitter
Cellular component (GO): synaptic vesicle membrane; dense core granule; axon
Molecular function (GO): calcium-dependent phospholipid binding; clathrin binding; phosphatidylserine binding
Source: RefSeq, a predicted model, not a curated record
GUUCCACCGUGGGGAACAGUGUGCAUUGGCAUACUGGCACUCCUCAUCUUACUCUGUUGCUGUGGAUGUCUCUUGAGAAUGUGCUGGAAGAGACGGAAGGGUAAGGAGGGGAAGAAGGGUCUGAAAGGGGCCGUCGAUUUGAAAAAUGUUCAACUUCUUGGAAGCUCCAUGAAAGAAAAGGUGCAGCCCGAUUUAGAAUCGUUGGAAGGUAACAUGGAAGACAACGAAGGAGUGGAAAAUGCGAAAGAGGAAGUGAAACUUGGAAAACUCCAGUUCUCAAUGGAUUAUGAUUUCCAGAAAUCUGAAUUAUCAGUUGGAGUGAUUCAGGCUGUGGAUCUGCCUGGAAUGGAUAUGUCGGGGACGUCGGACCCCUACGUUAAAGUCUACAUCAUGCCGGAUAAGAAGAAAAAGUUCGAGACGAAAGUUCAUCGGAAGACGUUGAAUCCUGUUUUCAAUGAAACUUUUGUUUUCAAGGUACCCUACGCCGAGAUUGGCUCGAAGACAUUGACAUUCGCUGUGUACGACUUCGAUAGGUUUUCGAAACAUGAUCAGAUUGGGCAGGUGCUGGUGCCCCUGAACUCCGUCGAUUUGGGCAGGGUGGUCGAGGAAUGGAGAGACCUCACGAGCCCUGAGUCUGAAGAGAAGGAAAACAAACUCGGAGAUAUCUGUUUCUCGCUGAGGUACGUACCAACAGCCGGUAAGUUAACAAUCGUCAUCCUAGAAGCUAAGAACUUGAAAAAAAUGGACGUCGGUGGAUUGUCAGAUCCGUACGUGAAGUUGGCGCUCCUAAUGAAUGGAAAGAGGAUCAAGAAGAAAAAAUCAACCAUAAAGAAAUGCACGUUGAAUCCCUAUUGGAAUGAGUCAUUCAGUUUCGAGGUGGCGUUCGAACAAAUCCAGAAAAUUUCACUCGACAUAACGGUAGUAGAUUACGACCGCAUCGGAACCUCAGACCCCAUUGGCCACGUCCUACUGGGGUGCAAUGCUACAGGGACCGAGCUACGCCAUUGGUCGGAUAUGUUGGCCAACCCCCGCAGACCCAUUGCGCAGUGGCAUACGUUGCAGGAAGUCCCCGAGAAGAAUUGA